GACGUUUUUUUAAGUCACGAUAUAAAUUUACGCAAUUUUACUUUUACUGUUUUAGUGUAAACAAAGCUAAGUUUAUAAAAUUAUUUACAUAAAAUAUGAGAAACGGUGAAGGUAGUUUACCCUAUACUACUAUGUAAUAUUAGAAUAUAUUGCAACUUGAAUUCCAAGUCAGAUUUGCUGUACUUUCGUAGCAACUGAAUAGAAACCCUACAGUGACACUAGACAUUCGUACAAGGAGAGAGAUAAUACCCAUCAUGUCCAGCAAAGUUCCGUCAAAGUUUAAAGGGAAACAAGCUCCCAAUACAAUAUCAUUUCGAUUUAAUCCCAUUGAGGAAAAUCUAGAGGUGUUAAGUGAACGAGAAUCAACUUUACAGAAAACUAAUGAAAAAUUGGUCACGGAAGAUUUCCCUGUGGAAACAAAAGUACUGCACAGCUCUACGUCUUUCAGUGAUAAAGAAGUAAGGCCUCCACAAAAUAGUACGCCACUGACUGACCAUAAAAGUGUUGAAACAAAAUCAUAUCGUUUUACACCAGAAACCAAAGAUGUAGAAGUUAGAGAGGCACAAGAUUCUUCAUUGGAUGACAAUAGUAGUGAAGUAGACCCCAAACCAAUAGAAAAAACCAAAGUAUCUCACACAUCCUCAGCUCCUUUAUCCAACAAAGAUGACAGAGAAUCUUCCCCUAUGAAAGAAUGUGUAAAAGAAUAUUUUUCUAAACUUGGCAAACGUUCCUCCAGUUUUGAGUCAGGUACAGUCGUAGAUGGUGAGCCCAAAUCAUUUUUUAGUGAAAUAACUGAACGCUUUGCAAAGACUCUUCAUGAAAAGAUUAACAAAGACUCGGUUUCUGGUGCUUUUCCUAGGAAAUUGGAUGGAGAAAAGAAAUUAUUCAGUUUUACUUCUCAGGAAGAUGAAAACAGCUUUUUCUCAGAGCACAAAGCAGAAGUUGAAGCUCAAUCAUCAGGACCAAUAAAAGAUAGUGAACACAUAUUGAAUGAAAGUACUGAAGGGAUAGAGAAAGGUAAAGAAUGUUUUCAAGAAGAAGAACUUUGUUUUGAUGAUCAGCCUGGGUUAAAGAUGGAAAGUAAAAUUUCAUCUUCUAGUCCCAAACUGUCUUCAGGUUCCAGAGGAUCAUUAACUAGUGUUUCUUCUCUGUCUCAGAGAUUUAGUCGUCAAUCUCCAACCAAGAGUAAUAUGUCAUCAUCAGUAACCCUGUCAUCCUUAAUAGCAUCGCAAACAUCAUUUCCAAACCAUGAUGAAGACAGUGAUGAAGAGUUAUGGGAAUUUAUAGCACAUGAGGAAAAAGUAGAUGCCCAAAUUUCACAGCCUGUUGGUGUUGAAACAUGUGAUACAUCGGAGUCUAUGCAGCAAACUGGAUUGUUUAAAUGUUAUGUAGGCAUCAUGAAGGAUUGGUGGAAAUCUGGCCUAAUAGCAUACACUAAAAUUUGUAAUGUGUUUCACAAACAAUUAAUUGUAAUUCUGGUUGUCUUUUUGGCUUGUGCAGUUGUCCCUAUGCCAUCAUAUCUUUUAGGCUUUAUCACGGGCUCAGUUCUGUCAGGAUUUCUUUGUUAUGUAUACUGGUGGGUAUUUAAACCUCCCAGUGAAAAAGAGGUUCUCAAGAUUCCAAACUAUGAAACAGAACCUCCAUUAAAGAUUCCAGUGAAAGCUUCGGAAGAACAGGGUUUGGUCAUUCACAAGGGAUGGAUGAAUGAGCUACCAUUUGAGUAUGAUCCUGAUACGUAUCACGUGAACAGUACCCAGUCCGUGUACGUUCGUUUAGAUGGCCCUUCACUUCGCUUGUCCCGUCCAAAACAUAACGUGCCAAAACGAGCCAUGUGGAAUGAGCGACGGCAUGAUUCAGUUUUUAUACACCAAAGACAUUACGAUUUGAAAGGUGCCAAUGUGUUUUUGCCACCAGAAGGACUAGCCAGAAAAAGACUGUGGAACAAGAAGUACCCCAUAUGUAUUGCGAUCACAAAUUCUAAAGCUUUCAUGACGGAGAGAAGUGAAACUAGCCCUAACAUGUCCGAUCUUUCACCAAGAAAGAAAACGCCACCGCUCUCGGACAAAUCAGCAAGUGACACAGAAGAAGCCACCCAGGGAAAGAGUAUCACAAAAAGUCAGAAGCUUAUAAGACUCUAUUUAUUUGCUCGAACUGGCAGAGAGAAGGAAGAGUGGUAUCGUCGAUUUCAAGUUGCAAGUGAACCACUAAAGUAUGUUGUUAAAGAUGAAGACAGUCAAACAAGUGUGAAAUCAGAAACGAUUGAGGAUGAUUCUAGUCAUAAGCAACUAUUGCCCGUGGAUUUAAGUUGUGUAGAUACGUCUGUGGGGGCAACAGCAACUAUUAUCAAAGAUGAUGACGUUUCAGAUGAGGUUAAAGCUAAAACCAACCUAGAUUUUGCUUCAUAUAUGGCAGUUCUUCUUGGUGUAGAUGCUGUAGAUCAAACCUCCAGUACCAGCUCCUGUACCCUGAAAGUUAAAACGGCAACCCCUGGUUCACCAAAGACAGGUUCACAUGGCAGCAUAUCACUUAUGUCUUUGCAGAAUAACCUGUGGCUUAAUGCUUUCAUUGGACGAAUCUUUUAUGAUUUGUUUUCGCAGAACUACUGGUCUAGCAUAGUGGCUGACAAGAUUCAACGCAAGCUGAGUAAAAUCAAAGUUCCGUACUUUAUAGAAGAACUUCAGUUGACAGACAUUGAUCUCGGAAUGAGUCUACCGAUAAUUCAACGUGUUUCUGAUCCUGCAUCUGAUCAGCAAGGGUUGUGGAUAGACAUGGAUCUCACUUAUCAGGGCUCCUUCCAAAUGACCUUGAAAACUCAACUCAACUUACUCAGAUUAAAGAAGACUUAUGAUUCAGAAAUUGAUCUUCCUCUGUUUUCCCAGGAACGGGACGAAGCUGUUGGCAUGGAAAAAACACCCUCUAAGUCAUAUCUGUAUGACAGUGAUGAAGAAGACAGUGCAGAAUCAUCAAGUGAUGAUGAGAUAAGUACAAGUGCUGUAGAGCAUGCUGAAGAAAAGUCACUCGUCACUUCGGCUGCUGGUAUCGGUACUAGUACCAGUAAGAAGAUUCUCAGAUUUGUAGACAAGUUGACUCAGUCUCGAUACUUUCAACAAGCCACAGAAAAUAAAUACAUCAAGCGAGCAAUGGAAGAGGUCUCCAAUACUCCCAUACUGCUAACAGUUGAAGUACAUGGUUUGGUUGGAACAUUAGCUGUCAAUAUUCCUCCAGCACCAACUGAUAGACUUUGGUAUGGAUUUCGUGGUAACCCCAAAUUAUCCAUUUCGGCACGGCCAAAAUUAGGAGAAAAGAAAGUUACCAUAGGUCACGUCACAGAAUGGAUUGAAAAAAAGUUGUCCAUAGAAUUUCAAAAGUUAUUGGUGAUGCCUAACAUGGACGAUCUAAUUAUUCCCAUAAUGUACUCCGGCCUCAAGUCGAGCGGAUGCAGUAGAGAAAGCUGAUUGGAACAACAUAAUGUGUUUGGGUUUAAAAGUUGUUAUAUGGGUGAUAUAUGUUUGAUAAUUUUCAUUUAUUUUUUUUUACUUCCCAUCCAAUAAUUAUCAAUAGCAGUCACUCGCGACACUGAAAAGAAAAAUCUUGAAUCUUGGAAACCAACAUCGGUUGAAUGUUUGCCUGAGUUGGUAACCUUGGAAACCAACACUGGAUGAAUGUUUGCCUGAGUUGGUAACCUUGGAAACCAACAUCGGUUGAAUGUUUGCUUGAGUUACUAACCUUCGAAACCAACAUCGGUUGAAUGUUUGCCUGAGUUGGUAACCCUGGAAACCAACACCGGUUGAAUGUUUGCCUGAGUUGGUAACCUUGGAAACCAACGUGGGUUGAAUGUUUGCCUGAGUUACUAACCAGAAACUGCUUAAUUGGUGAUAUUUUUCUUUUGGCUUUUUAAUUAAUCGUGCUCCUAUAUGAAUUUCAGUAACUUCUAUUUUUUUUUAAGUAUAUUUGGAAGACUGGUUUAUUUUUUAAAACAAGGGGCAUUAGCUGUCAACUUUUCCCAUCAGUAGACAUCGAAAUAAUUUUUAAAAAUUACAAAAAUUAUUUUGUUGUGAUAAAUAUUUACUUAAAACAUUGGUAUCUGUUAAUUUAUAACGGUUUAACUCCUGUGUAAUUACUCGUGAUUUGUUAGUGCAAAUUCUUUCCCGAUUUAUUCUGUGUAUUUUAUCCUCACUAACAUCAGGACGUCACACACACUGACCAAUUUUUUUUAUAUAACCAUUCAUUUAUUUCUUCACAACAUUAAGGGUACACCCUCUAGGAAGUCAUGUGCGGUAAAUACAAGUUGUCACGUAAUUGAAAAAUUCUGUCAUUCAUCAAAAUUAUUAGAAACCUAAGUAGUUUUGUUCCUUUAAGUUCAUGAAAUACCUGUUUCAGGGAUUUGUUUAAGGAGUUUCAUAAUGCUGCAGUAAUCAAUUUAAAAGGAUGACCGUAUUGAAAAUACUCGUAAUAGAAAUCUUUAGUUUUGGGGGUAAUAUAAUUUUGGGGUGAUGUAAUUGUUUUUUUAUUUUUUGACAUUUGGAAAACAAAAUAUUUGGAAGCUCUACUUAUAAAUAAAGUUAACUUCUCCUGAGAAUUAAAAAAAUAGCUUGGAUUGUUCCCUUAUACGUCUAACGUGUAAUCGAGCCAAAGACCACUAAGAAGAUUAUCAGGGGGAUCUCCUCCCCUCCCCCCUACAAGUUUAACUUAAUAAAAACAUCCUGUUAUUCAUUUCAUCCCCAGUUAAUGAAAACAUCAUUUUUUUUUCGGGAUUUUAAAAGUUGAUUGAUUUGAACGGCGUAAUCUAAGAUGAGAUAUUAGAAUUAUAAUCAAAAUAAUUUGAGUCUAGUCAUUAUCGUCUUGCUCCUGCGACUGUAUAGCAAGUAAUGUGUAACGUUUUGAGAAGUAUACUCGGUAAUAGUAGCAAAAGACACUUAUGUUAAUUUAAAUUCAAGGCAAAAAAUAAUCAAAAAUUAUGAAAUUUUUUUCAUAAUACAAGAAACAGAUCUUUUUCCAAAUGUAAAUGAAUGAAUCUGUUGAAGUUUGUGUGGCAAGCAAUGCUACAAAUUGGACACUGUUAUGUCCAAUUUGUAUAAAAUAUAUAGUCUUCAAGAGAGCCAGGUUAUGAGGAAAAAAUUAUAAACUUUGGUUUUAUACGUCUAAGUUGUUUUUAAUUUAAAAACUGUGGACCCAUUGAUCUAAAAUAUACUAGGUUUAAAAAGCACAUCCUUUAAAAACAGCAAAGACAUGUUUAAUUAUAUUACUGCCAUUUGUCCAGUUAUUUCUCUGUGUGUGGGUGUGGUAAGAUACAUAAGCUUUUAAAAGUUUUUAUAAGCAUAUUUGAUACCAUUUUUCUUUUACUUACUUCUGGUCCUACCAAGAUUAGUUCGGAGUGUUAUAAUAUCAAGAAUGCAUAAAGUUUUUUUUUGAUUUCAUGCCAAAGUACAUGUAAUAAUGUAAACCGCAGUCUCAGAAUUCAAAUGCCUAAUGAAUGUUAUGGCCGUUGGGUCAGUUCGGCCACCAUAAAGAUGACGGUUGUGUCGAAAUGUGACUCUUGAUUUUUUUUAAAGUUUGUGUUUUCUCAACAUAAUCAGUAUGUCCAUAGUUUUUAAAUUGUAUACCUAGCAUCUGAAGAUUUUAUUGUAGUAAUUAUUUUUUAAUAACUGAACACUGUUACAAACUAGAGAACACUACAUUUGUGUCUUUGUCAUUUUUUAAAGAAUAAAAUAUGCAUGCUAGAAAGUUAUUUUAUUUGACUUUAACUUCAUUGCUACUACUGGAUAUUGUACACUUCUGUACUUAGAAAUAUCUGAUAAUUGUUUUGUUUUCUUGUAAAAACUGUCAAUUGAUGUUCUUUACUCAUACAUAUGUUUUAGAAGACAUAUAAAAAUUCGGUUUAAGUUUUCUGUGAUAUUUGUAGCUAAUCUCUCGCAUCUUGAUAAGUUGAACUUCACUUCUGGUUACUUAACGGAUCACGCCUGGAAUACUGAUUUGUGGAAUAUGUGGUACUGUUUAUAAACUAAACCGUACUGAAUUAGGGACAGUCGACAAAAUCCAAUAGGACACCUAGACUGUGUUAUAGAUCUCUAAUGCAUGUGUUAUUGUUUUAAUAUCCGUAGAUUGUGGCUAAAUGCACGUGUUAUUGAACUUAUUUAUAACAUCCGUUGGAUCAAAUAAAGUAUUACCUUGCGUGUUUUAAUUUGAUUUUUCUACUGAAUAAAAUAUAAGUGUGAAUUUAGGAAUUUUGAAUCUAUGUAUAUUUGAACAGAAAAAGGAUUAAAUUUGUUAUUACUGUAGCUGAGAGGGGGUAAAUGUCUUAGAAAAUUAGUAAACCAUUUUAAAUCUUAAUUUAGUUGAAAUUUCUGGUUCAUUAAUGAAGAGUUAAAAAGGCUUAACACAAGGGCAUUAUUUAAAUAUUAUUCUAAAUAGAACCCAAAGUAAUUCAGCUAAAUAAAAUUGUGUUGAACCCAGAUGCCUGUUAUAUAGAAUAGAUAUUUGGCUUUAUCUCCUUGAACCCUCCCCCCUCUACCUCUUUUCACAUAUUUUUACAAAUACAUGUGACACCCCCCUGUUUAACUUAUGAAAGCACAUAAACAGCAUUUAUUUUUAUCAUAAAGUGUUUAAGAAAUAACUACAAAGACUAUGUGUUUCUGAAAAUGUGUAUCCAGUCAUUAGGUUGUUUACUGGAAUUACUAAAAACAUAUGGAAAAAUCUAAUAUAUAAAGAUUUCACCUUCAAAACUUAGAAAUGUCAAUUUAUAUUAGAUUUGUAUACUCUUCUUUUUUUGUAAAGCUAUUGAACCUGAGGCAUCACGAAAUUUUAUGGUUGUGCAUUUUUAAAUAGAAAUUAAUGUUCAGAAGAUAUAUACCAUUGCUGUAAUUUUUUUGAACAUUUUUUUUUAUACCAGGAUUUGAAUUCUGAAUUAGUGUGGAUUUUAGAAUUUUGUUGGGUUUUUUCUGUUGUUAUAAUAUAAUCAUUUCCCAGGACUUGUAAGUUUUUUUUUUUUAGAAUUGCUUUUAUUAAGUUAGCUGGGUGAGAUGUGUGUGGUUAUACAUUCCAUAAUGUCAGUUACUUGGAUUAUUAUUUAUAUUCACCUAUCUGUGUUACCCUACUUGCUUCGUGUGGUCGAAGUCAAAUGCAUUAUCGACUUGGGUAAAUACGUUGGUUAAUGACGUCGGUUGCUGUGGUAAAAAUUUCUUUGUUUGAGUUGCCUGUUUGUUUUUUAAUUGUAUUCCUAAUUUUGGAAACCAUCGGAGUUUUAGCUUGCUUUGUACUUAAUGUAUAGAAAUUAUGUUAAGUUCGGCAUGUAUACGUGCUGCGACGUAACAUACUUUCCAGCUUGAAAGACGGACACAGCUGGAUUUGCUGAAUAGUUGUCCGUAAAUAAACGUAGCUCUAGUUUUAAAAGAUCUGGUAAAUCAAAAGUAAUUUACUCAAUAGAAGUAGGCUUCAUUAUAACGUCGGUGUUUACAGUGCUAUUCUACGUCAAGCAAAAAUGUACAGUUGUAUUUUUAGCCAACCUUAUAGAGGACUGAGUUUUAAAACUGUGUAGGAAAAAAAAGAUUCAUAAUUAUUCUUUAUGAGGAUGUGGAAUUGAAUUGGGUUUAUCAAUAAAAUGUUACUGAAGUUUAUUGAUUAUUAAAUAAAAUAAAAAAGUUGUAAUUAUUUUUUGAUCAAACAUGUGAUUUGCAUAAAAGUUCUUGUUGAAUUUUCACAUAAGGUGGAAUAUUGUGGUGGUGUUGUUGAUUUGUGGGUAAUUUUAUGAAGGUUAUAUUACCAGCUAUAUCACUGCUUAUUCCCAAUAAAACCGUUUGGAAUUAUUUGAUAAAAAAAAAAGUGUAUUGAUAUUUAAAAAGAUGUAUGUAUGUGUAUAUCGUAAUAAGAUUACAUUCCAUUAUUUCACUACUACACCUGGAAAAACUAUUUUAAACAUUUAUUAGUUUUCUAUCAGACAUAUAUCUAUCAAUAGGAUGGAUUUUAAUUUUGGUUUUCUGGAAGGUGAAAUUAUAAUCAACUGGAAAGCAAAUGUAAAUGUUCAAAUUUAAUCAUUCAGAGUGGCAUUUCUGGCAUGCAUUCACCUCUCGUGUGUUUCACUGAAAAUAUUUAAAAAAUAAUGGAAUAAUCGGUCAUUGUGUUAUUCCGAGUAUUUUUGUUUACCGUUGGUUACUUCACCUCCGAUUGUUACGCCCACUGUAAUAGUUUGGAAUUAUUCACUGUUUUUAUCAUAGGCAUUUUGUUUGGAAAAUAAUGCUCGAAGAAAGAUGUGUUGAUAACAAGUGUUUUGAUUAACUGUAUUUAAUGUCUAUUUCUUUGUAUCUUUUCAACAGAUAUAUAGCAGUUUCUAUAUUUUAACUAACCGGUAACACUGAAAAAAAGAAGAAAAAAGUGUAAUAAACAUUUAUUGCACUUGUUGUUUUGGAUUAAAGCUUGAUUCAUUCGUGUGUGUGUGUGUGGAAUCUGUAACAUUACUGCUAGGCUAGCAUCAUAAUAAUUUUAAAAACAAUAUUGGGAUUACAAACUGAUUGAUUUUCCUUAUUGAAGUAGUUAUACUCCAGAUCUUUCAGUUCUUGUAUGGGAUGCUCAAGAGACUAGAGUUAGUUAUGUGUUUGUGAUUGAAUUUUCAUGUGAUUUAUAAGUUAAGAGUAGAUAAUUAUUUACAUGUAAAUAAAGAGGAAACAACCAAAUUGUGAUGGAAACCUGAUAAAAAAAAAUCUUUAAGCUGUAGGGAGAAUCUACGAAUUAACUGUUUACAGAUAAACCUGUUAUUACUUUAAUUAAGUCAGAACAAUGUGUUAUUUUCAGUAGGUUUGUGCUUCAUGUACGCUUAUCUUUCGUUGUUGAUCAUUUUUUGGAAGGUUGUUCAAAUAAACGGUGUUAACCCGUGUAGGAAUGAAAAGUAACUUAAUAUAUUUGUCAAAAUAAACGCUUUUUUUUUAAAUCGAA
Messenger RNA from Limulus polyphemus (Atlantic horseshoe crab), 8925 nucleotides. RefSeq names its product testis-expressed protein 2-like. Gene Ontology annotation, cellular component: endoplasmic reticulum. Gene Ontology annotation, molecular function: lipid binding. NCBI's taxonomy places the organism in Eukaryota, Metazoa, Arthropoda, Merostomata, Xiphosura, Limulidae. The record is from RefSeq and is a predicted model, not a curated record. The transcript is spliced from 9 exons. Bases 255 to 3455 code for a protein of 1066 amino acids.